ACUGACUCACCUGUCUCACCUGAACAGGUCACAGUGGUAGAAAUACUGAAGUAUGACUGAAGUAUCUGUCCUGUACCUGAGUUGUUUUUGUUGUACACACAAUUAUUUUGCACAAGCUGCUGUUCCAUUGGACAAAGUACUCAUAACAGUUUUCUUCAGCAAAAGUACAAGUACCACAGUGUAAAAAUACUCUGCCAGCCAGCAAAAUGUACUUCAAAGUAUUUAAAGUAAAAGUACUGAGUUUAAAUACCUCAGAGUACGUAAUGCACGUCACAUGAGACUGAAUACAGUAAUACACUGUGGAAUAAAGCCGACUGAUGAAAUGCAAAGUGUCACAUUGAAUGGAGCUGCGGUCGCUCAGAUGCUUCAGCGUUUUGCUUUUCAUUUGUCAGUCAGCAGAAUUAAAGCUGAACUCGAUUCCGUUUAUGUGCUGCUUGAUUUUCUGCCACUGCGAUAAAAAUCUGGUCUGGUUUUCCUGCAGUUUCAGAAUCUCCUCCGGACUCCGGUUUGGUUUUCAGUCUGCUCGUCCGUUUGCUCUUCAGAGUUUAAUUUUAAUGAGUGAUGCUUUCAGGGGAACAAACCACGAGAGCAGCUGGUCCAUAAAGAGCUUCCACUCGUCAUGCGUCUUUGCCUUGAGUCCAGCUCGUCGGACUUGUGCUUCAUCAUGCUAUUACCGCUUCCUCCCUACACAUUGGCGUGUGUGUAAUGGCUUGAAUGGAGGUUCAAGGCCAUGAGCGCAGUCUAAUGGGUUUAUAUUUACCUGCUCGCCUCCAGAAGCUGUUCAGAUUGUUCCAUUAGGAAAACAAAAAGCAGCAGCCCUUCAGAGAAAUGACUUAAUGACUUUACUGUGACUGAAGGACUGAAGCUUCAGCUGAGCUGCACAAACAGCCGUCACACAAAACAGUUUGGAUCAUCCAGCCAAAGCACUGCGGCAGGCUUCAUGUGAAACACUCAGACUGCGCUCACAUGACAGGAAAUCAAAUAAAAAGAGUUUUUAUCUCCUGCUGCCUUCACGUGUUUUACACCUGAACACCACAAAGAGUCACGAGACAACACAAAACCAUGAUGAUCUAGGAUGAAUGAAGAUCAGAGAAUCCAAUGAGACCACAGGACGUGUUGGACACAAGAAGAGCCCUGAAGAGCCUCUGAGUCCACCGGGAAGCUCCGAGUCUCCUUAAAGGAAACGUUUCAGUGGAGGUGAAGCCUCAGAGCGGCUCCUGGUGGAUGUGGAGCCCUCAGGAAAAGCUCAGGAGGUUAUUGGUGGACAAAGAGCUUUAAAGUUAUUGUCUGGUGGACAAGAACCAGAUCCAGAUCUUAGUGUGGACAUUCAGGCCCUUUAAGCUUCUUUGUGGACGUGGAGCGUUUAGGAGGCUCUCGUGGCAGACAAGCAGAUCCAGGAGGAGAGUGGACGUUUAUUGGCGUCAAAUGAGAUAAACCCCGCGCACGGCGCCGUUAGUCUCAGCGUGGCUGCAGACAAAAGGAAGGAGCUGCAGCAGGUGUGAGCGUCCACCCUCACCCACAGGUGUGAGUCCCGUCCCUCCAAUGACGCCAUGUCGGCGUGGUGUUGAUCCACCGACCUGCCAGCUGACAUUUAAACUGAGGGCAGCAACGCCUUCAUUUGUUUUAGUUUACUCACACUUUUGUCUCAGCCGGUUCACAGGUGGUUUCCUGUCCGCCGGCAGGUGAACCGCAAUUCACACACUUCACACACCUUCACAGUGAACAGACUGGAGGACAGACAAAAAGUCCAAACUCAAAGUGAGCAAAUGGACAUUUUCACUGUGUGUGUGUGUGUGUGUGUGUGUGGGAGGAGGAAGAGGAAGAAGAGGGGGGAGGCGCAUCUCCGUGUGUUUAUGAGCAUGAAUGAACGUUAGUGAUGACAUCGUUACUUCUGUGUGUGUGUGUGUGCGUGUGCACAUGAGCGUGUGUGUGUGUCCUUGGCUGACAGACUAUAAAAGUCGUCCUCCACGUUGGAGCAACAGAAGAGGACAGAAACGAAAGAAAUCUCCAUCAACGGCCAAACGACAGGACGACUCGAGCAACGAGAGAAAGAAGAAGAGAGACGGACAGUGUGGUGAGAACCUGCGCCUUCAUCAUCCUCAGCAUCAUCAUCAGCAUCAUUAACAGCAUCAUCAUCCUCAUCAUCAUCAGCAGCAGUAGUACUAGCAGCAGUACCAGUAGUACCAGUAGUAGUAGUAGUAGUAGUGGUAGUAGUAGAAACCAUCUAACGAUAAUUUUAAGUUAAAAAGUAAGAAGUUUGGAGUCAUAAAUCAGACGUGAAACUCAAAAGAGAAAAACAUCCUCUACAUCACCGUACUUCAGUUAUGAGCCCGUUUGACUUGUGUUAUAUUACGUGAUAGUUUGUUGUACAUGUUUUUGUACAAAUGUUACAUGAGUGAAUAUAAAAACAGCUUUUAGAAACACAAAGACGUGUCGCACCAGAAACGUAAAAGGAUGUAAAAACUGCUGCUGCUGAAAUCAAGGUGAAGUAAAUCUUGAUAGUAUUUAAAGAAUUCUGAUUCUGAUCUGAUUUAAUCAUAUUUAUAGCAUGAAGUAUUUGAUGUUUGUAUGGUUUGUGUACUUGUACCUUAAUUACAUGUGUCCCACUGCAGACUGAAGUACAUCGUGUACGCUGCCACCUGUCCUGCCCGAUGUGUCUGAUGUGUUCUUGUCUCCGAUUGGCCGGCAGGAGCAUGUGUCCUGUGUGGCUAUUGGUGGCUGUGGCGGCGGUGGGCGUGGCCAGAGGAGUGGCCGCUCGGUGCUGGGAGCAUCGGAGCUGCCAGGAGUUCAGCUCUGAGAGCAGCGUGAUGGAGUGCAUCCGGCUCUGUCGCUCCGACCUCACCGCUGAAACGCCCGUCGCCCCAGGCAACGCCCACCUACAACCUCUGCCUCCACCUGACCCCUCCUCCUCGUCUCCUCAGGCCAAGCGCUCCUACUCCAUGGAGCAUUUCCGCUGGGGGAAGCCCGUCGGCCGAAAGCGUCGCCCAGUCAAGGUCUACACCUCCAACGGCGUGGAGGAGGAGUCCGCCGAGGUCUUCCCCGGAGAGAUGAGGAGGAGGGAGCUGGCCAGUGAGCUGCUGGCGGCGGCGGAGGAGGAGGAGGAGAAGGUGCAGGAGUCAGCAGGGGAGGUGGAGGAGGAGCAGCAGCAGCUUCUGGGGGACGUCCAGAAGAAGAAAGACGACUCGUACAAGAUGAAACACUUCCGCUGGGGCGGCACGCCGGCCAGCAAACGCUACGGCGGCUUCAUGAAGAGCUGGGACGAACGCAGCCAGAAGCCGCUGCUCACGCUCUUCAAAAACAUCAUCAACAAAGACGGACAACAGCAGAAGUGAGACGAAGACGGAGGAGGGACACCACGUCUCCCACAGCUGACAGUCAGACACAUCAGUGACCAAUGAAAAGACACCUCUGUCUGUGACUCGACCCUGAAGCUUCUGAUAUUUACUCAUUCAUGUAAAUAACUGGAAAUGAGAAUAUAAACACAAGUUUGCAAGCAAAGGAAGACGCGUGUUUGUUCUGUCACACAACCUAAAGUCUCACACAGCCUCACAAACCGUCCUCACCAGGCCCAC
Messenger RNA from Scatophagus argus, 3572 nucleotides. RefSeq names its product pro-opiomelanocortin-like. Lineage: Eukaryota; Metazoa; Chordata; Actinopteri; Scatophagidae. Gene Ontology annotation, molecular function: neuropeptide hormone activity. The transcript has 2 exons. Bases 2652 to 3332 code for a protein of 226 amino acids. Gene Ontology annotation, biological process: neuropeptide signaling pathway. The record is from RefSeq and is a predicted model, not a curated record. Gene Ontology annotation, cellular component: extracellular region.